Molecule: messenger RNA, 2226 nt
Organism: Acaulospora morrowiae
Lineage: Eukaryota; Fungi; Glomeromycota; Glomeromycetes; Diversisporales; Acaulosporaceae
Source: the annotation of a GenBank genome assembly
AUGUCUUAUGUACAAACUGAACAUGACGCGAUCUCUAGUUUAUAUGCCCUUCGCUUUUUUGGAGUAAACUCUCAAGUUUCAAAUUUUAGCGUGAUGGACAACUUUUAUGCCCAACUCACUUCUUUGAAAUUUCCUUCUGCUAAAGAAGCCGCAUCGUUUUGUCGGCAACUGGCAAGGGAGUUCGGCUUCACCAUCAAGCAAGAAACAAGUUCGAACAAGAACGUAUACGUGUAUUGUUCACGAGAGGGUAUUUCAGAAUCCGUGAAAGUCGGGAGGGAAGCAAAAAGAAAGCGAAUAUCCCUUAGGUGCGAUUGUAAGUGGAGGGUGGUUCUGUAUAAAAAUGAGCAGGAAGGUGACCAGUGGGUAUUUCGAAAAUCGGUAAAUCCGCAGCACUCGGAACACAACCACGACCUUAUACCUCCGGAACAUCUACCCACGCCUUGGCCCCCCAACGUCUUACAAAGAAUUGCUGACCAUGCUAACUCCGACCUGUCAACUGGUGACAUAAGGAAUGCCAUACAACAAGAAUUUCCCGAUCUGUUGUGGGACGAACGGAGGUUCUACAAUCGUUUGGCCGAGGAGAGGAAAAAAAAAAAGGUAAGAGAUACCGAACAACGCGUCGCCAACACAAUUUUCCUAGCCGCUCGUCUUGCCUCCUUAGCAUGCUCGAAUCAGGAAUACACCGAUAAAGUUUAUGCCAUAUUGAAUAACGCCUUCGAAGAUAUUUGCAAAAGUGCCAAGAUAGAUCCUUCGUCCGUAUACAAAGAAAAUUCGUCCACACAAGGUGAUAUGACUGUAAUAACGACUUCGACAUCAUCCAACUCCGACAUUAUAUGCAAUUAUCCUGCAGGCACGAUAACUGUUAAAAACAUUCCUGGACAAAAAGGUAGACCAUCCAAGAAGAAUGCACAAUUAACUUCAUCUCCCUUACAAUCACGUUAUCAAAGGGAAACUUCGGCUGCUUCUUCAACUUCCGACUCAUCAGCACAAUCGCCGCUCCACUACGGACAACUACUGCCAAAACGAACGGAACGGGCAUCACUGUCACACCCGAAUGAACGUUCGUCAACACAGCUACAUGAGUUUCGUCCCAAUGUACAACCUCAAAAGGGGAUGGUGCCUUCACCCUUAAAUUUUCAAGGUGGCCUGGCAAAUGUCAUGUUACCACCGCAAUCGCAAUUACCGUCUUCUGCACCAUCUCAUCUGCAUAUUCCUUCGAACUCGCAAGAAUGUGUUCAUCAAGAAGGGACGCAGUCUUCCCAUCUACCAACAGACUCGCUUUCCUCUUCUCAAUUACAAAUUCCAUUUCCUUCGCAACCAAUUCCUUUUCCAUAUUCACAAGCAAAUCCACCUGAAAUUCAGGAGGAAACGAACUUUAAAUGUCAUUCGAAUCAGUUGGAUUCACAAAUGCUGUCUGUGCCGCCUCAACAAUUCCCGCCGCAACUUUCUUUACCGCAACAAAAGAUCUCACCUCAAGUGUCCUCUCACUCGCAUCCUACCUCCUAUCAAUUUUCAGAUGGUGACAUUCAAUUUCAAAGGCAAUUAUCGAUAGUCCGGAAGGAACCAUCUUUAAAGGUCGAAAACAUGGCCGUAGAGUCAGUCUCGGCAUUGGAACAGGCUAAGGAAAUUAGUAAAGCGGCUGUGAUAGAACAUUUGGCGAGAUUUCAUAAUGUCAAUAGGAUUCAGAUAUCACCCGCCUCUAGGUCGAAACGCACAAGCAUAGGUAAAGGAGAACGAGACGGCGAUCUUGCAAAGAUGGAACAAAGGACCCAACAGCAAGUUACACACGUGGAACCCGUCAAAUCCCAUAACGAAACUGACCCCGAGAGUUCCCAUAGAUUCGAGAUCCCUACAACAUUUGACAACGGCAUCAAAUCAGACGUCUCUUCCCUGAACAUGUUUUUGAGGUCGGCAACAAAAAUUUCGAAUUUUGCGGGGGCUGAGAACAUCUCAAAAAUUGUGAAUAAUUCUGAUCUUAACAAUGAAGUUACAAUUGUUGACGUGAAUGCUAGGUUGGAUCCUUCUGCUGCAACCGCAUACAAUUCAUCGGUUAGUACCUUACCGACAACAGUCAGCUUUGACAACGGUGACGACAAUUUUAAUAACCCCAGCAUUUAUCACACGGCCUCUCAAAGAAUUUUCACUCAACCACUUGUGCCAAUGAAUUGGAUGCAGAACUAUCAACCAAACCAUAUGACAUGGUAUAGCGAUGACAUUAGUAAUUGA